Magnolia sinica is the source of this 1691-nucleotide messenger RNA. Its product is annotated as histidinol dehydrogenase, chloroplastic. The transcript is spliced from 16 exons. Gene Ontology annotation, cellular component: cytoplasm; chloroplast stroma. Bases 40 to 1608 code for a protein of 522 amino acids. Gene Ontology annotation, biological process: L-histidine biosynthetic process. The record is from RefSeq and is a predicted model, not a curated record. Lineage: Eukaryota; Viridiplantae; Streptophyta; Magnoliopsida; Magnoliales; Magnoliaceae. Gene Ontology annotation, molecular function: metal ion binding; histidinol dehydrogenase activity; NAD binding.
AGGAGAAGCAGUAGCGACAUCAGGAUUUAAGAGCGUUGGAUGGACGUUCCAUUUGUGUUGUUUGCUAGGAAGACUCACAUUCCUGACACAUAUGCAAUCCGACAUUUCCAAAUAGUUGGUACCCCAAAAAGUGUCAGCCGCAGGUUAUAUCAUUUAUCUUCGGGAUCAAAGCGUAACCCUAUCCGGUGUUCAAUGAAGUCUUAUAGGCUAUCAGAGCUCAGUCUGGUUGAGGUUGAUGGCCUCAGGGCUCGUCCUCGUAUUGAUUUCUCUUCAAUUUUCAGUGUUGUAAAUCCGAUUGUUGAUGAUGUCCACAGUAGAGGCGAUGCUGCAGUUAUAGAUUAUACUGCACGCUUUGACAAAGUUAUACUGGAUAAAGUAGUAGAAAAUGUUGCCGAUCUUCCGGAUCCAAAGCUUGAUCCAGCUGUGAGAGAAGCUUUCAAUGUGGCGUACGACAAUAUAUACGCAUUUCAUGCUGCACAAAAGGCUCCCGAGAAAACUGUUGAGAAUAUCAAAGGUGUUACAUGCAAAAGGGUAGCAAGGUGCAUUGCUUCUGUGGGUCUUUAUGUUCCGGGAGGGACGGCAGUUUUACCUUCGACGGCUUUGAUGCUAGCAGUGCCUGCACAGAUUGCUGAGUGCAAAACCGUUGUUCUUGCAACUCCCCCGAGUCGUGAUGGUAGUAUCUGCAAGGAGGUACUGUAUUGUGCCAAGAAAGCGGGCGUGACACAUAUACUCAAAGCUGGGGGAGCUCAGGCCAUCUCAGCCAUGGCUUGGGGGACUGCAUCUUGUCCUAAGGUGGAAAAAAUUUUUGGGCCUGGAAAUCAAUACGUCACAGCUGCAAAAAUGAUUCUCCAAAACAGUGAGGCCAUGGUUUCUAUUGACAUGCCAGCUGGCCCAUCAGAAGUUCUGGUCAUUGCUGACAAACAUGCCAACCCUGUUCAUAUAGCUGCAGAUUUACUCUCUCAGGCAGAACAUGGUCCAGACAGUCAGGUCGUUCUUGUAAUCUCGGGGGAUGAUGUUGAUGUGGCUGCAAUCGAGGUGGAAAUCAGUAAGCAGUGUGAGAGCCUUCCAAGGGGAGAGUUCGCUGCAAAAGCAUUGAGCCACAGUUUCACAGUGUUCGCCCGAGAUAUGGUUGAGGUCAGCUUAAACUUCCACCGGCUUUUGCAAGGGCGGACCCAAUGCGGGGUGGCAUUUUGCACUAUGGGCUGUCAAUGGUGGAGCCAAUGUGAUGUGGUUCAAAUGGAAGCCAUCUCCUUUGCAAACAUGUAUGCACCUGAGCAUCUGAUCAUCAACGUAAAGGACGCAGAGAGGUGGGAGGGUUUCAUUGAGAACGCAGGAUCUGUGUUCUUAGGGCAGUGGACGCCGGAGAGUGUGGGGGACUACGCAAGUGGGACCAAUCAUGUCCUUCCAACAUAUGGGUAUGCGAGGAUGUAUGGUGGGGUAUCCUUGGACUCCUUCCUCAAAUACAUCACUGUCCAGUCCCUCACGGAGGAAGGGCUGAGGAGUCUGGGCCCAUAUGUGGCCAAGAUGGCGGAGGUUGAAGGUCUUGAGGCCCACAAGAGGGCUGUCACCCUCAGGUUAGAGGACAUUGCAGCCAACCUUCAUACAUGAUUAGGUGAUGGAAAAUCAUCGACGUUGAGAUUUUGGUCCCCCAUUUUUCCAUCUUUUUUGGGAAUGAUAGAGUUAAGGUUUGU